ACACUCUUAGUUAGUGUAAUAAUUAUUGUUACCGUGGCUUGAUGGUAGGCAAUCCGAAAAAUAUUUAUGGUUAUUGAGAUUACUUGUAAAACGAUUACAAAGAAUUUAAAUUAUUUCUAAAUUCUAGUUGUUUGUUGGGCAUUUUAGUAAGUUAUUGUACGCAUAUGGACGAAAUCGAGGUAGUGCAAGAUAUUAAUGGAGUUGAACAAUUUGAUAUGCUUAAAGGAACGAAAAUGAAAAAAAAUAAGCAGCAUUUAACCAAACCUUUGGUAUACACAAUUAAAGAAAAACCGCCUUUUUGCCUUUCGUUAAUGUUGGCUAUUCAAAAUGUCGUAACUACAAUAGCUGGUGCACUUAUUGUAAUUAAUAUUUUGGCGCCCAAACUUUGUAUAUUACCUGAAGAUCCAGCUCAAGCAUACUUAUUGUCCACCACAAUAUUAAUGGCGGGUACAAGUACGCUAAUUCAAACUAUCUUGGGAAUUAGGCUCCCUAUUACACAAAAUAGUGGCUUUGUUUACAUGAUUUGUUCACUAUAUAUACUAGAUAUGCCAAAAUGGCAAUGUUCAAACGAAGGUGAUCUUUAUUCUAUGGGCCCAGAAGCUAGAACUUUAGAAUGGCAACUACGAAUUCGAGAUCUCCAGGGAACUAUCAUUAUUAUCAGUAUUAUUCAAAUGUUAUUAGGUUACAGUGGGAUUAUUGGAAAACUGAUGAAUUACAUUGGACCCUUGACGAUAGUACCUACUAUGUGCAUUGUAGCAUUGACUGUAGUUGAAAAAGGAGUCCAUUUAAUAUCUGGAAAUUGGACGACAUCAUUAGUAACGUUGUUUUUCCUGACAUUAUUUUCUCAGUACUUACGAGAUAUCACUAUUUCUAUCCCAAUCUUGUCUAAAGUAGAAGGUCUAGUUUACAAAAAACUGAAGAUAUUUUCGUUAUUCUCAGUAUUAUUUAGCGUAGGAAUUAUGUGGAUUGCUUGUAUUUACAUGACUUCUAAAAAUGAAUUGUCACCAACUGAUCCAGCCAAUACAGAAUCAAAAUAUGGAGUCUUUUACAAUGCACAAUUGUUUCGUAUACCUUACCCAUUUCAAUGGGGAUUACCUUUGUUUAAUUAUAAAUCAAUAAUUGCUAUGUUACCUGCACUUUUUGCCAGUAUCGUCGAGUCUAUUGGUACUUAUAAUACUUGUGCUAGAUUUGCUAAUACUUCAUUACCACCAUCAUCCGCUAUAAGUAGAGGAAUUGGUGUACAAGGUGUUAAUUCGAUUUUAGCUGGUCUAACUGGUAUGGGCACUGGGGUGAGUGCAUCGAGUGAAAAUGUUGGACACAACGGUAUUUCUCAAGUUUGUAGUAGAAUUAUUAUUCAAUAUGCAGCAAUGAUUUUAAUACUUAUUGCACCUUUUACACGAUUAAUAGCAUUUCUGAUAACGCUACCAGAUCCCGUUUUAGGUGCUUUGAUGUCUGUUUUACUUGCAAUGGUUGCAGCUGUUGGUUUGUCUAAUCUACAAUUCAUUAACCUUAAUUCAAUGAGAAAUUUAUACAUUUUAGGAAUAUCAAUGUUUUUUGGAUUGUUUACUAACUGCAUAUUUCAGGCUCUACCUAAAUAUAUUGUAUUACAUGACCAUCUAGUUUUAUCGAAGUAUGAUUUCCUUAACCAACCAUUAUUAGUGUUUAUGUCUUCUGGUAUGUUUAUCGGCGGUAUAAUUGGAUUUAUUUUAGAUAACACAAUUCCAGAUGAUAGUAUGAGUAAAUUUAAAACCAAUACGUAUUUCAUAAAUGAAGACGAAAAGCGGUAUAACGAUAUAAGUAACCUAGAAAAUGAAAAAAUGUAUGAUAUUUCUGAAAAACUAAUUGAAAGAAUAAAUAAUGUUUUGACUUUUUUUGUUUAAUAUACAUAACAUAAUAAUUAUUUUGUACAUUUUUCCGAACUGAUUAUGCUAAACAUAUUAAAUUUAAGUAUUAGCGACAAUCAUGACAUUCAUUAAUGAAAUUAAACAACAAAUAUUGGUUAAUAAUACAUAAUCAAGAUUAUAUUUUAAUUUAUUUAUAGUUAGUAUUUAUGUAUAUUUUAUUUUAUCGACAUUUCUAA
This is a messenger RNA of Daktulosphaira vitifoliae (grape phylloxera), 2080 nucleotides long. RefSeq names its product solute carrier family 23 member 1-like. Gene Ontology annotation, cellular component: membrane. Gene Ontology annotation, biological process: transmembrane transport. Gene Ontology annotation, molecular function: transmembrane transporter activity. Lineage: Eukaryota; Metazoa; Arthropoda; Insecta; Hemiptera; Phylloxeridae. The transcript has 12 exons. The record is from RefSeq and is a predicted model, not a curated record. Bases 165 to 1880 code for a protein of 571 amino acids.